AUGAAGGUCAUCAGGGGAUCGCAAAAUGUCGACGACUUGCCAUUCAGUCAGUAUGGUGGCCAGGCACUAAGCAAGAACAUCAAAGAGUUGAUAGAAAACUGCAGAGUGUGUUGCCAAGCAAAAAGAUCACACCCUGAACCACUGAAUCCCACCGUCAUGCCACAACGACCUUGGCAAAAGCUUGCUGCAGAUCUCAUGGAGAUCAAGAAAUCACAAUACUUAGUAGUAAUUGACUACUACUCGCGUUACAUAGAACUUGCAAAACUUGAAAACUCAACUACAAGCAAGGAAGYGAUAAACCACCUUAAGUCAAUCAUGGCAAGGCAUGGAAUCCCUGAAACAAUGCUAACGGACAAUGGUCCACAAUUUUCCUCUAAAGAAUUUUCGUUAUUUGCUAAUGAAUAUGGAUUCAGCCAUGUAACAAGCAGUCCUCUACACUCAUCAGGAAAUGGAGAAGUCGAAAGAGCGGUUCGUACUGCUAAAGAUCUGAUAGAUGGAGCUAAGGACCCAUAUAUUGCAUUGUUGAAUUACAGAAAUACACCCCUUAACAAUGGAUACAGUCCAGCACAGUUGCUGAUGUCAAGACAGCUAAGAACAAAGAUACCGGUCAUUCCCACACAGCUACAAGCUUCCACUCCAGAUCAACACAUGCUCCGGGAGAAAGAAGAGAGAGGAAAGAUAAAYAUGAAACUCAACUUUGAUACGCAUCACUCAGCUAAACCCUUACCUGUUCUGCAACAAGGAGAUCAAGUAUGGAUUAAAGACAGAAAAGAAAGUGCAACAGUCAAAGAUAAAGUGCAUGAACGAUCAUACCUUGUCGAAACACAGAAUUCCACGUUCAGGAGAAACAGAGUGCAGCUGAAUAAGUUACCAAAGAAAGGACCUAACUUGACCCAAUCUACACCCACAACAGCAAACGAAAAGCAAAGAAAGGACGAAACCGGAACAGCCUACAGCCCAACAGAACGCUCGAGAAGCUAA
This is a messenger RNA of Exaiptasia diaphana, 981 nucleotides long. RefSeq lists its product as uncharacterized. The transcript has a single exon. Gene Ontology annotation, molecular function: nucleic acid binding. The record is from RefSeq and is a predicted model, not a curated record. The coding region runs from base 1 to 981 and encodes 326 amino acids. Gene Ontology annotation, biological process: DNA integration. Lineage: Eukaryota; Metazoa; Cnidaria; Anthozoa; Actiniaria; Aiptasiidae.